Messenger RNA from Brettanomyces bruxellensis, 753 nucleotides. RefSeq lists its product as uncharacterized. The transcript has a single exon. The record is from RefSeq and is a predicted model, not a curated record. NCBI's taxonomy places the organism in Eukaryota, Fungi, Ascomycota, Pichiomycetes, Pichiales, Pichiaceae. Bases 1 to 753 code for a protein of 250 amino acids.
AUGAAAUUUUCUUUUCUUAAACUAAGUUUAUUUGCAACUUCAGGCCUAGCCGUUGCUUUAGAGCAUGGUUCAGAGUAUGCAAACUCAAUGGGUGAAAUUGCCAUGUUGUACCCAAGUGAUAGAGAGUGGUCUGAAGAAGCAGAAACUACAGCACCAUGUGGAUCAUAUUCUGAUAUUCAAAAUAGAACUGAUUUUCCUCUUGACAAUGGAUUUGUUGCAUUGGUUGCAAAAUCUCAAAAGGCAUGGUCGGUGUCACUCAAAAUCUCAUAUAAAAAAGACCCAACUGAGAACUCUGAUUUUGAUGAAUGGGCCAAUGGUAAUGUCACAAAUGAAAUAAGUAUAGGACAUACGUGCUUUUAUAUGCCCGAUCAACCUUCUUCAGUAAACUCCGGUGAUGUGGCCACUAUCCAAUUAGAAUAUAUGGCUUUGGAAGAUAACAAUGAUAAUGAGACUCAUUAUGCCUGUGCAGAUAUUAAAUUUGUUGAAGAUUCAGUUUUUAAGGUCACCGAAGAAGCUCUUUCUUGUUUCAAUGCCACCGAUAAUGAUUAUUAUUCUUAUUCUGAUUAUGGUGACUCAACUGUCCAGGCUGACGAAACUAGUACUACUGCAUCUUCAUCAACCUCAAAGUUGAGUACUGCCCCUUCUUCUUCUUCUUCGUCCGCAGGUGCUGUUGUCAAUGGGCUUUCAGAUAAUUCAUCCUCCCUUUUAGUGUCAUUUAUAGCUGGCAUUUUUGCCCUAGCUGGAAUUUUUUAA